This is a messenger RNA of Camelina sativa (false flax), 2153 nucleotides long. Lineage: Eukaryota; Viridiplantae; Streptophyta; Magnoliopsida; Brassicales; Brassicaceae. The record is from RefSeq and is a predicted model, not a curated record.
GCAUAACUGAAACUCUUUCCUCCUCAUCUGUGGUUUAUGUAGAUUCUCUCAACGACAACAACAAAACAAGUCAACAACAACAAAGGAUAAAACCUCUGUGUGUGUGUUCGUGGGGUUUCCAACCAAAAAGAAGUUGUUGAUUCAGAACAAAAACGGUCGCCGGCGUGUUCUUACGGUAGUAUAGGUCUUUUGUCUUUGACUUAAUCACCUCACCUCCUCCAUCAGAAUCAGAUAUUAAUAUAUUAUCAUCACUUUAGAACAAACUAACACGUAUAUUCUAAACUCUUCAAUAUGUUUUCUUCGUAAUUGUUAAGUAAAUUUUUCUUUUUGACUUUUUUGUUAAAUUACAAAAGUAGAGUAUCAAUAUUAAAAUAUUAGGUAAGAACUAGUAAAACUUAGGAAGUGGGGGGUUUUGUCACAAAAACAAACAUACCACUUGAACGACGACGUUUUUAGGAGCCGAGGUACUCAUCUAGAAUCAGAGAGUUCUCCCGUCCCGCCACAAUCCCAAUUUCAGAAAACCCUAAUUCCCCCCUUCCACCAACUACCAAGUAGCAACAUUUGUGAAAGUAGCAACCUUUGUGUAAUUUUGAUGGACUCUGCGCUAAAACCCAAAUAAAAAGGUGUUGUAACUCUUUGUUGAGAUAGAUCUAAGAUCUGUCACUAUGAGUAGAGAUAUAAUAAGUGGUCUACCAGAAGCUCUGCUUUGCCACAUUUUGUCAUUCCUCCCCAUUGAAGACUCUGCUUUGACUUCACUUCUCUCCAAAAAAUGGCGCUAUCUCUUUGCUUUCAGACCAAAUCUUGAUUUCGAUGGCUCCGUAUAUCUAAAACUUCCCCAAGAACUCUUCGACUACAACGAAAUGGAUCGGAUGAUUCGCUGGAGUUUUGUAGAUUUCGUGAAUAGAGUUUUGGAGUUGCAAGGGGAUUCUACUGUCAACAGGUUCUCUCUUAUGUUUGGACAUGGCGUUGUUCGUUCGGAAUUUGUCAAUGAAUGGAUAUCAAACGUGCUGCGACGUGGUGUUAACGAUCUUGAUUUACGCAUUAGUCUACACGAGGGUCGUCUGCCUUCAAAGAUCUUCGAGAGCAAGUCACUGGUUAGGCUGAGGAUAGAAUCUGGAAAUGUUUACGGCAUUGAUUUGGAACAUGUUUCUCUUCUGAAGCUUAAGACUCUCUACCUUACUAGAGUUAUGUUAGGAGACUCUGGAGAUUGUUUUCACAAGCUUACAUCUGGUUGCCAUGUCCUCGAGGAAUUACUUCUCAUUAGAGUUUACUCCGAUUUGUGGAACCGCUCUCUGUCUUCCAAUUCUCUCAAGAGACUAACGCUACAUCCUUGUGGUGAAGAAUAUGACCAUAAUCCAGAUACUGUUUCGUUUGAUACACCAAAUCUUGUUUAUUUUGACUACUCUGAUUAUAUUGCACGCAAGUAUCCAAAAGUGGACUUUGGUUCCCUUGUUGAAGCUACCAUCGAUCUUGGAAUGACACGUCAUCAGUAUGCACAUGCAAACUAUGAAAAUUUGGUCGGCAAUGCAUCAGAUUUACUUAAGGGAAUCUGCAAUGUUAAGAUCCUUUACUUAUCUGCCAGCACUCUUGAGGUUCUUACUUUCUGCUGUAAACCAGUGCCGGUAUUCAACAGCUUGAUUCAUUUAACUGUGGAGACCCAUAAUAACGUAGGAUGGGAAUCACUGCCAACUCUACUCAAGAAGUGCCCCAAUCUAGAAACUCUUGUAUUCGACGGAUUCCACCACAAAUAUACAAUCAAAUGCGGGGAUGUUGACGGGUGCCUAUGCAAAUUUUCAGGGGAGGUUCCUACUUGCUUAUCAUCAAGUCCAGUGAAGGCUUUAAAGGUACUGAGAUUUGGUGAAACUGGUAUAGAGAAUCAGAUAGAGCUGAUCAAGCACUUCCUAGAGACAAUGCCACGUCUUGAAAAACUGACAGUACAUUACGAUACAUCAAUAGAUGAUGAUCUGAUUAAAGUGUCAAGCCAACUUAACAACUUUGCAAGAGAAGCUUCACCAAACUGCGAGAUCCAUGUAAUCUCUGAUCGCCUCCUCAACUAAAACAAGAUUCUCCUCUUCUUUCUGCCUUUUGUUCUUUAGUUAUUGUGACUUGUGUAUGGUCGGAUUAUUUUUCAUAUUGAUUAUCUUUUUUUUGCU